Cokeromyces recurvatus is the source of this 1718-nucleotide messenger RNA. RefSeq lists its product as uncharacterized. Lineage: Eukaryota; Fungi; Mucoromycota; Mucoromycetes; Mucorales; Mucoraceae. The transcript is spliced from 7 exons. The record is from RefSeq and is a predicted model, not a curated record. Gene Ontology annotation, molecular function: DNA-binding transcription factor activity; DNA binding. The coding region runs from base 1 to 1659 and encodes 552 amino acids. Gene Ontology annotation, cellular component: nuclear chromosome. Gene Ontology annotation, biological process: positive regulation of transcription by RNA polymerase II; meiotic cell cycle.
AUGUUCGCUCCUUCUGAAUUAUUUUCGAAUGAUAGUUUGAAUAUUAAAUCGAAAGAAAAAUGUCUGAAUAUUCCUUAUUUCAUCAGAGGUCACAUUCUGUACCUAUUAGACAUACAUUUACAACGUUGCAUGUACUCAUUUUUAUACGUGUAUUCAAGUGAUAAUAAUUCAACAUUAAAUUACGGAACGGAGAAUCCUCGAACGUUUAACUUGAAAAAGCCACCACCAUUAAAACAUGAUAUAUUACCUUCGCCUUCAUCAAUAACGACAGGACAAAAUAUCUUACAAUUUCCUUCUAGUGAAGGCUUUCAACCUUUUCCUGUAUCAAAGUCUUUUCAUCUCAAUACACCUUCUUCUUUGGAUGAAGAAGAGCAAUCCCCUUCCAACUUUUUUUGUGCACCAAAAAAUAUUUUGAAUAUAGUUGACUAUGACAAAAACACAAUCAAUUAUCCAGUCAUGUUAAAUUGUAAAAUGGAUAGAGGUUUCUUUUUUACACAAUCACAUUGGACCUGUUAUCGUAGAAACUAUUUUCAAGUCACUUCUUCUUUAGUCAUCGCUGGACACUCUGAUCAAGUUCGUUAUGCUUUACAGUUGGAUUCAUCAGAUAGAGCGAUUAUUCAUCAAUUCUCAAUAAGCCUCAAGGCAUGUGCUCUCACGGAUCCUUUAUUAGAGAAACAGAGUCUCAUCAGACCUAUCACUCUCAUUCAAAUGACAGCAAAACGUGAUAAGGGACCUCAAAGGGAACCGCCUACGUUGGCCAUUACGCCCUCAGCGGAUUCGAUAGAACAACAUCUUUGUGUCACCUUUGAACGUUUACAGUUUAAAGUCGCUACUGCCAAUAAUGGGAAACGUAAAGCGUCUCAACAAUACUUCCGCUUAAUAUUUCAAUUAAUAGCUCAAUUAAACGAUGGUAGUGAACAUGUUGUAUCUGAAUGUUAUUCGUUACCGUUAGUUGUCAGAGGUCGAAGCCCUGGCCACUAUGCCUUUGGUGGACAAAAGCGACUUACUGCUACUGGAGAGAAAAAGAAGAAGAGGAUGACGAUGAUGAUGAUGAUGCAUACAACAACAACAACAACAAAGAAUGAGAAGAAAAGAGAAGAAUCUAAUAAAGAUACAUCAUCCUUGAUUCAUUCUCAUUGUACCUUUAACUCUAUUAUAGAAGAAGGUGAAGAAGAAGAAGAAGGAAAUCAACACAAUAAUGAAGUUUUAGCAACAUCAAACUUACCUUAUUCACAACAGCAACCUGUAUUAAUGAACGAACACUUGACUAACUUUCAUACUCGUUCCCAAAGUGCAAAUAGUUCAGAAUUCUAUGAAAGGCAACAACAGCAACAGCAACAGCAACAACAACAACGUGGUGCUAUGAUGAAAUAUCAUUAUCCUCAUCAACAACAACAACAACCUAUACUGAAUUCACAUAGUGCUAAUCAUAUCUUGUUUGAUCAUCAAUAUGACACUGUGGCUGAAGGAAGAUCGUUAAGAAUGUGGCAAAACUAUCAUCCAAGAACAGAUUCUUAUCCACAAAAUGAUCAUCAUCCUUAUUAUAAUAACAAUACAGCAACAUUAUAUCAACAUCAUUCUUCCUGGGAUACUGAUGAUGAUAGUCAAUUUAUCAAACAACAAGAAGACCAAUUACAUCAGCAAUCAUCAUCAAAAUAAUUAACACAUUCUCUCCUUUAUCGCUUCCUCUCUCUCUCUCUCUCUCCUUUUUUUUUUUU